This is a messenger RNA of Stylophora pistillata, 2321 nucleotides long. Its product is annotated as protein Aster-B. Gene Ontology annotation, cellular component: plasma membrane; endoplasmic reticulum membrane; endoplasmic reticulum-plasma membrane contact site. The record is from RefSeq and is a predicted model, not a curated record. Gene Ontology annotation, molecular function: sterol transfer activity; sterol binding. Gene Ontology annotation, biological process: intracellular sterol transport. Lineage: Eukaryota; Metazoa; Cnidaria; Anthozoa; Scleractinia; Pocilloporidae.
UAAGGCCAGUUUCCAGCCUGUGAAGAUAGCAAGAGCUCCAAUGAGGCCACAACAGGUAGUCGUCCCCAGUCCACAAUAUUAUCCCCUCAUCUACAACUUAAAAAUUGGAUGAGGUCUGCUGGUGUUAAAAAAAGGAAGGUGGAUGUAGAAGAUUGUGCUGAGACAAAGGAAAAGAAAGACUUGAGCAGUGAUCUGGAAGAGGAGGGUACAGCGUCUGAUAACCAUGAAGAUGAACUGGAAGAACUCCCAGUGAGCUGUACGUGUGAGACUCAUCUCAGCAGAGAGCUUUUUAAUGAGGAGUUUCCUGUUAGCGUAGAUACCCUGUUUGAAUUCCUGUUCACAGAGUCUGACUUCUACAAAAGAGUACAAAAGGAGAGACGAACAAAAGAUCUGGUGUUAAACCCAUGGGAGGUAACAGAAGAUGGUCAACGUAGAAUACUCACUUACACCGUUUCACUCAACCACGCGAUUGGACCCAAAUUUUCACCAACAACAGAACAUCAGCACUGUUUACCGGGAAGUAGUCAGGGAAAGGUGUACGUUGUUCACGUUGAGGUAAAAAACGAUGGUAUUCCAUAUGGCGAUAGUUUUAGUGUUCACUGCAGAUAUUGUUUGACCAAGGCUUCAUCUAUGGCCAGCAGAUUAAGAAUAUCAGCCGAAGUCAACUAUCAGAAGUCAGUAUGGGGGUUUGUUAGAAAUAUGAUAGAGAAGAAUGCAUUGGAAGGUCUUGAAGGCUACUUUAAAUUUUUAGUGGAGAGUCUGAGAAGAGAAACUACAGAAGGACAGUGGCCUAAGAAAAGGAAGACAUCGCCAACCAGGAGACAUAAGAGGAACCGUAGUAUUAAGAACAAGGAAUCCAUGGAGACAGCCACGGAGAAGACUGAGAAGGUACAAUCAGGCUGGUUGCGGAGAUUGUGGCCGAAGACAGCAAUAUCUGGUUUGUUAGGAUUACGGUCCUAUGUGCCGGAAGUUGCGCUGAAAAACCCCCUUGCCUUGCUUGUAACAAUACUGCUUGGAGCGUUGCUUUUGUUGAACUUGGUUCUCGUGUACAAACUGUUUUUACUUGAACGCGCAACUCAAACAGGAAUUUACUGGGAUGGUAGCAUCAAGGAUUUCCCAGCAGAUGCUAAGGAGUGGGCAGAACUCCUCCAACAACAGAAACAUAUCCAACAGAUAGAAAUGAAAAGGUGGCGAGAAGUCCUUGCUUCAUCAAUUCAACUCUUGAAUCAGGUUCAACAGUCACUGGACACUCUAAAGGAGGAGCUGGACAGAGAGCAUACUUCUACUUCUCCAGUACAAACGUGAAGAGUACGCGAAUGGGCAGGAUCAUACCAAAGUCUGAGACAAAAUGUUCGCUGUGAAAGAAGAAUAGUCUGGUACAAGACACUGAUGGGUGGGACCGUGCCGUGGAAGAGUUCCAAGAGUUCCAAGAGUUCCUAACUCAGCAAGUUCCACUGCUGAGUUAGGAAAAUCGUCUUCACUUAGCUGUUGAUAUUUUGGCAAUCCCCAAAAGCAAUUCUCUUUUCGGAAAGGAAAUGAUUCAAAUUAUUUGUUUUUUUUUAAUGUUUCUUUAAUAUUUUCAGACUAAGACAGUUAUUAUUUUUUUCUUUGGUUUAACUGCUUUCUUUGCAUCUUGAGUUCUUCUGUUGAUCAGCUAAAACAGGCGACUUUCUCAUUCCUCUAAUCAUCAAGACUGUAAAUAUAGUACUAGGAACUGUAAUACAUUCGCUAGGAAGGCAAACGAAGAAACCAGUUAUAUUGUGUGUGUAGCAUUCACUAACGGUGUGGUUCGAAAUCAAUUUUAUUUACAAUUCACAAGGCAUUCAAUUCUCUAAUGGAUUUUAACCUUAAAAAUCAAAGAAUUUUAUUUUGUGCGCAAAUUUGUACAAGAUUGACGCCAUAGACUACAAUUCAACGUUAUUCAAGGAUAGAUUUAGCCACUGACUUGAAGUAAAGGAGGCGUUCAUUUAAGGCGGCUGGAAAGAAUUUUUCGCAACGCCUACCGAUUAUAUUCAAAGCGCUUAAAAAAGCAACUUAUCCGCUUCACAGUUAAACACGGUGGGUAUAGCCUGACAAUCACUGUUAUCAUCUUAGCGUUAAGGGGAAAUCCUGUGAGACACUUUUGGGGGACUCGGGAAAACUGUUUGGAGCCACCUUAAUUCAGUUUAAAUUAUACAAGCUAUUCAAUUCAAAGAAAAUCGUAUUGUAUUGAUACAAGAAAAUGCUUAUGUAAGUUGUUGGCCAGAAAUUGUACAGUUUGAUUCCAGGAAGAGUUAUUAGAUGUACCUCUGAGGUCGUUAAAUAAACAUGCAUUAAGUAAA